UAGAGACUGUCCUAAGUAUACGUCUAUGGACAAAACGCACGAUAUACUAUCUACUUAUUUUACGUGAUGCGUCAUGUAAAAAGUAGGGGAGGUUCAUCAUUAAAUCAUUCUGUAUCGCGGAUAUUAAUCCGUCAAAAAUGUUCGCAAUAAGUACAGAAUGAGUGGUGUUAAGAAAAAAAUCAAUCAUAGAGCGGUGUUUAAACGACGAACAAAACAUGAUGAUAACGCUGAAUUAUCGGAAGUUCUCAUUAUAUCUGCGAGAAAGACCGGAAAUUUGAAUCUCUCGUCGAGAGGUUUAUACACGGUACCCAAUAGAGUAUGGAGUAUAAAUGAAUUAACAGAAGAAGAAGUAAAGGAGCUACACAUUGAGCUUGAUUAUGUGCACAAAAAUGAACGUUGGUGGGAGCAGGAACCACUUAAGAUAUUGGAUUUGAGUUGUAAUAGUUUAACUAGAAUUGAUUCAAAAAUACAAUGUUUAACAGAAUUGACAACAUUGCUAUUACACAAUAACUUAUUAGAGGACUUACCUCCAGAGAUUGGAAAUUUAAGUACAUUAAAAGUACUAAAUGUAUCUAACAACAAAUUAGAGAACCUACCACAUCAAUUUUACAAGUUGAACGAAUUACAUCAAUUAUAUUUAAAGAAUAAUUGUUUAAGAGAACUUGAUUCUGCAAUUGGUGAUUUAAUUAUGUUAUCUCAUUUGGAUUUGUCAUGUAAUAAUUUGUCCGAACUACCAUUGGGAAUGGGAUUUUUAGUACGAUUGAUUUCUUUGGAUGUAAGCCACAACAUGUUAAAAGAAUUGCCAUCUGAUUUAACAAGUAUGAGAGUGUUACAAAAGCUAGAUGCAAGUUAUAAUGAGUUGGAAAUCCUACCACCCCUGGGUGAAUUAAGGAAGGUAGAAACAGUAAUGUUGCAAGGAAACAAGUUAAAAACAUUUCCUAACAUGUCUGGGUGUAUAUUAUUAAAAGUACUACACUUGACUGCUAAUGAAAUUACUGAAAUUGAUAUGUCUUGUUUGGAAGGUGUUGGACAAUUGAGAACAUUGACAUUAGGAAGUAAUAAAAUUACUACGAUACCAGAGGAAAUAAUAAAAUUAGUAAAUCUGGAAAUUUUUGAUUUGUCGUGCAACAAUGUAACUAAAAUACCAAGUUAUAUUGGUAUAAUGCCAAAUAUAAAACAAUUAACAAUCGAUGGAAAUGAUGUACAGAAUAUAAGACACGAUAUAAUACGAUGCGGCACGUAUCGUAUUUUAAAACACAUACGUCAAAAUGUUAACAGUACAAAUGUAAAUACAACAGAGUAUUCGAUAUCUGAUGGAGAUACAAAUAUUUAUCCAGAUAAAUAUACUAUGCAAAGUACAAAGUUGCUCAGUUUGGCUGGCCAAAAUCUUGUCGAAUUACCACAAGAAGUUUUAGAAGAUGCAUGUAAAGCAGAUGUAGGCACAGUGGAUUUAAGUAGGAAUAAGUUAUCUGUUUUACCUGAAAAGUUGUCAAUAAUUGCAAGAGUUAGCGAUUUGAAACUAACGUCUAACCACCUAACACAUAUACCAGAAUGGAUAGGUGAAAAGUAUCAAUUUUUGCAAGCUUUGGAUUUAAGUAAAAACAAUUUAUUAUCACUUCCUUCUAGUCUUGGUUUAUUGAAAUAUUUACGAGAAAUUAAUAUCUCAUUUAACAGAUACAAAGAAAUACCAGAAUCUGUAUAUGACGUUGAAUCGUUGGAAAUAUUUAUAGCAAAUGAUAAUUUAAUAUCUGAAAUCGACGUAUCAUCCUUGCAAAAAUUGAGGAAACUUGCAAUAUUGAAUCUUGCUAACAAUAACAUUGGACAUAUACCACCAGAACUCGGCAAUUUAAAGAAUCUAAGGAUGUUAUCUUUAUCUGGAAAUUCUUUCAAACAACCAAGACAAGCAAUAUUGGCCAAAUCUACAGAAGAGAUCCUUGCAUAUCUUCGAGACAGGAUACCGCAAUAGAAAACAAUCAACAAAUUGUUAAAGUGUCUUAAAUGUUUAUUCUGAUUAAAAAUAUAUUGCGUGAAAGGUGUAACAACAACAGAUACGUGUCAAAAAAAUUGUAUACAUGUCUUAAAUAAAUUAUUUGAGGGAACAUUUAUUUGACAAGAAUUGAUCGGAAUUUACAUCGAUUAGGUAUAAAUAAAUCAAUAAGUGUAUAUUAUUAAGACAUUAUACACAUGUUUCGAAUACGAUUUGUAGACAGUUUGUAAAUUAAUUUAAAAAUUGCCGCGCCUUAAGCUUCCCGACCUCCCUAGAAAAUCAUUUUUUGAUUUAACGUUUAGAUUCUCUGAAAGAAUUCGCUUCUUUCGUCGUUCUCGAGCACUUAUCACGAGGACUGGUUUGAUAAAAGCCAGAAUUAGGUGUUUUCUCUAAACAGGCGCUCUUUGGCUUCGGUUUUUGUUUGUUUUUAGUACUUAAUGAUCGCCGAACGAUUUCUUCGAUAAAUCUUUGUUCCUUCUCGUUCAUGUCAGACA
Molecule: messenger RNA, 2481 nt
Organism: Hylaeus volcanicus
Lineage: Eukaryota; Metazoa; Arthropoda; Insecta; Hymenoptera; Colletidae
Product: leucine-rich repeat-containing protein 40-like
Exons: 10
Coding region: 158-1966 (602 amino acids)
Molecular function (GO): protein binding
Source: RefSeq, a predicted model, not a curated record